This is a messenger RNA of Ruditapes philippinarum (Manila clam), 666 nucleotides long. RefSeq lists its product as uncharacterized. Lineage: Eukaryota; Metazoa; Mollusca; Bivalvia; Venerida; Veneridae. The record is from RefSeq and is a predicted model, not a curated record. The coding region runs from base 7 to 666 and encodes 219 amino acids. The transcript has 4 exons.
AAUACAAUGAAAGACGGGCUUGAUAAAGUGAGUGGUAGUUUAACUGAUGCUGGUAAUGCAGUAAUUGAUACAGCUGGACUACUUGGGGACGGACUUACAGAUUUAGGACAUAGUUUGACUGAUGGUCUCAACAAUGCUGGUCAUGAAAUCGAACAUAUUGGAAGCAGCAUCGGUCAUGCCAUUGAAGGUAUCUUCGGGAAGAAAAGAGAAAUCGAUGCCAAGACAAGACAUUGUAUGGAAAAAUGCGCUUCUUGCAGACCAUUGCUCUUACCUACCCAAGCUGAAGUGAUCACUGCUGUAUGCGGAGCCGACAUUGUCAAAAUGAAUACCACCAUGACUAGCAAGGUCAGCAAGCUUCAGAAAGUGUAUGACGCCGCUCUAGAUAAGACACAUCCUAUCAUUACAAAGCUUCAAUACGACCCUACUUCAAUGAAUAGCAAGAUGCAAUUAAGCAAUGUACACAUCACCGUGCACUUGAACGGACAUGACAUCUCUUACAAGACAGCUGUACCCUACUCAAUGAUGAAUAUGCCCGAUACUGCCAAAAAACAUGGCAAUGGAAUAUUGGGGAAAAGUCGAUGCCUGAAAUUAAUGAUAUUCUAUGUUGUUAAACUACUUGUUGAAAAUAAAGAGAAUAAAAAAGUUUUGUUGUAUAUCAUGUACUAA